AUGCCAGAAACGUUAUACCGAAAGGGUGACGACGGCAGUGCCGUCUGCAGGAAAGGACACUUCCUCUACGAAAAUUCAGCCCCACCCCUCCGUCCUUACCCAUCCCCAUUCCAGAGAAUGACAGCAAUACAGAAGAAAGAUACCGUAUCCGACGGAAAGGCAUUAAUUUUAAAAUUUUGUGCUCGGCUAGAAGCUGAAAACACUAUUGCAAAGCAGGGAGCAUGCAAGUUCGACAUUAACGCUCCUACAUGCUCAAUGAAUGUAGCCGAUGAAAAUGCGCUCCGUAAGAAUCGUAAAUGGGGUAGAGAUGCUCAUAAAUUCUGA
This is a messenger RNA of Haemonchus placei, 324 nucleotides long. The record is from the annotation of a GenBank genome assembly. NCBI's taxonomy places the organism in Eukaryota, Metazoa, Nematoda, Chromadorea, Rhabditida, Trichostrongylidae.